Dermacentor andersoni is the source of this 1275-nucleotide messenger RNA. The record is from RefSeq and is a predicted model, not a curated record. NCBI's taxonomy places the organism in Eukaryota, Metazoa, Arthropoda, Arachnida, Ixodida, Ixodidae.
AUGGCGCGCGGUGGUGCCGGUCCGGGCAUCGCAGCUGUCGGCCACAUCAAUCAACAAAGUCAGGAGCAGCAGCCGUGGCAGCAGCAACAAGGUCACUGGAGCAUUGGGCAACAGGUGAGCUGGGCGGCUGUCGCCGCUUCUCCCGGCGGCGGAGGCGCUCCGGUGGGACGCCCUGGCGGGCCCGCCGUCGGAGGCGGCGUUGGUGCAGGAUCCGCAGGGUGCGUUCUCGCCAACCGCCUCACGGCCGAUGGCACUGCCAGCGUGUUGCUUCUCGAAGCCGGAGGACUGGAGGACGCAGCUGCGCAGGUUCCCUUCUUCUCGGUUAUCUUGCAGGGCACCGAUCUCGACUGGGACUACUCCAGCGAACGACAGCACAACGCCAGCUUAUCCGUAGACGAUCAGAUUAACAGAAUGCCCCGUGGCAAGGUGCUCGGUGGGUCGAGUUCUAUCAACCAUGUGAUCUUUGCUAGAGGAAAUCGAAAAGACUUUGACGCAUGGGCAUCUGAGUAUGGCGCGGAUGGCUGGUCAUACGACGAUGUGUUGCCAGACUUCAUCAGCAUUGAAACCUCGUACCUGGGCAUCGACAAUGCUCGCUGGACGGAUCACCUUUCUCCGGUGCUGUGCUGUUCCGCCAUGCUGAGCGCACACGCGGUGGAGCAAUUCCCAGUGAAAAAUGAGAAAUACAAUGCCAGCGUCUUAAGUGUGCGGUGUUCGCAGGUUCUUUUUGAAGGCGCAACUGCUGUAGGAGUAGAGUACAAGCGCUACAUCGGAACACACUCCGUCCGGGCAAAGAAAGAAGUAAUUCUUUGCGCUGGAGCCAUAGCCUCUCCGCAGCUACUGAUGCUUUCAGGCAUAGGACCUCGAGAACAUCUCGAGUCUCUUGGGAUAAACGUAAUAGCGGACCUUCCUGUGGGAGAAAAUCUAUUCGAUCACAUCACCGUGAACGGUAUAGCGGCAACGUCUGCAGAGAACAUCGAAAUCAACUAUUAUUUACCGUCUACAAUACCACUAUAUUCACUGUUUAGAACAGGACCACUUAUUCAUGCUUUUGGUGUCGAAGGUAUCGCCUUCUUAAGCACACCAAACGUCGAUCCCACUCAUCCGAACAUUCAAUUUCUCUUCGUGACCCUGAAUCCCACUACUCCUGAAGCAGGAUACUUGGCCAGUGUAAUCGGAAUAUCACAGGACAAGUGCAAUUCCUCGGAUGCCAUAAUAACUGAGUUUCGACAGCACUAUGUCAAGAUCAACCAGAUCAAGAGCUUUCUGAAGGUAUAA